GGCUGCCAGUUACUUUAGUAAUUUACGGCCGUAUCUUUCUUUGUUGUCGAUCGUACAAUUUACUAUCCGAUUAACACUCACUGGGCUAAAUUAAUUGACAAGUUUAUUAGUUUAUUGUGUGAUUGACGUUUGAUAUUUGAACGUUAAAUUCAUCGUGAAUACACGGGAAAACGUAAUAUGCUCGGUUAACUUAUUUCAACACACACAUACACACACGUACUGUUCCAUACCACUGGGGCAUCGGUUUUCAGUUUCUUAUUUAAGUUGUGAAUAAGCUGCACGUCUUAUUUAUUCGUAUUUAUUGGGAUUGGGGGGCCAGGAUUGGUGAGUUAUUCGUUACCUGUGAGUGUUAUCAGUGCCCGAGGGAUGAGUGCUACCACGGGGAUUUGUGAAUUGUGCUGUACGUGGGAUUAGGUUAAGUUCCCUGGACUGGGGAUCGUCCUGGUUGUCUUGUGAUGGAUUUAACUGGAUAACAACUGGUGCUGUCAAAUUUUAGCUCACGAAUUAGAUCAUUCAUCUUCAAGUCGUCGGGGUAGUCCAUUGUUGGGGAAAUAUUUGGAGUGUUGACUUUAUUUCGUUUUAAUGGAGGAGGUCAUCGUGGUUGCAAGGAUUCGGGGGAGAUAUUGAUGUGAAAGCACAUCGAAAUGUCGACGAAGAGUCCACAUCUGCGGGAAUAAGAAUCACAAGUGUUCUGUAGAUUAAUGCUGCUGCUCAAUUGGAGCUAGGUCCCAGAAGACCUAGCAUGGGCCACUAUGAAUCCAUCCGCUGUCAGCAAGUCAAGCACUCGCGGCUCUGGAUAUCAUCAGAAGGCACUAGCUGAAAUCCGAAAUUCCCUGCUGCCCUUCGCCAACAGUGGUGGCACAGGAGAAGUUGGCUCCAGUGCAGCGAGUACAAUAUCAACCCUCUCAACAACCAGUGGUGUGAGUUCAGCCUCUGGCCUCAGUGGUUUAUCAGGUGCCUCAGGCUCCCUAGUAGACAAACCCGAGCAGCGUCAAGCCCUCUCGCAGCUCCUGGCCAUGGGUUACCCGGAGGAGAUAGGCCUGCGCGCCCUGAAGAUGGCAGGAUGGCGCCUGGACGCAGCGAUAGAGUUCCUGAAGCAAGCCCAGGGGGAGUCCCUCAACGGUCUGGGUAAACUCAACUCAAAACUCAUAAGAAAACCCAGUUUAGAACGAGAACUGUCACUCCAGAGGGGCUCCCCAGCCCUCGACUCUGGGGCUGGGAGCUCUCGAUCAGACAGCCCAAGACUCACUGAGCUCAGUCCCCACCCACAGCUGAGUCGCCAGUACUCCCCCAACAGUUUUGUGGAGCGUGAACCUCCACCACCACCUCCACCUCGUUGCUCAUCGACUCCACCGCCCCCUCCGCCCCCUCAUGCCCCCUACAGCCAGCCCAAUGUCCCCUCGAACAUGCAGCAGAUGCUGAAGAGAAUGUCACCAGCUCCGGUGGUGCCCAGCAGAGCACCUCCAACCACUUCAGCAUCGACAACAACGUCUGGUAAUGCACCCCAGAGAGGCACAAGCCCAGUGGCCACUGCCACCAGCACAUCCAAUGGCAGACAACCGAUGAUCGUUCAGAAUGGGCCUCAGGUCCAGCAGCAGUUGUCACAGCAGAUGCAGGCACUGAGCAUUUAUCAGUCCAGCAACAGCAGCUCGAGUGCUCAGGUGGAGCCCCCACCACCUUAUCCCAUUGUUCCAUCGUCGUCGUCAGGGACUGUCCAGCCACCCUCGUACUCUGCGUCCAUGCAGAAUCGUCAGAGCCCAACGCAGUCGCAGCAGGAUUACAGGAAGAGCCCCUCGUCGGGGAUCUACUCGGGGCCCACGUCCGCUGGCUCACCCUCGCCCAUUACUGUGUCCACUGGGCCUAGCAAUACUCAGGGCUCCAUGGCCAGGCCUACUCCCCUGCAAGCCUGGGGGGCUAGGCAAGCCAAGACUCAGCCUCCUAUCAUCAUGCAGUCGGUCAAGAGCACGCAGGUCCAGAAACCUGUGCUGCAAACCGCCAUUGCACCGACGUCACCUCAACCUAUUUCAAGUAGUAGCACCCCACCACCACCACCUCCUUCGUAUGCUUCGUCCAUUCAGCAGAAGCAGCAGCAGUCACAACAAUCGCAGGCGCAGCAGGGUCACCAGCAGCAGCAAUCACAGCAGUCUCAGCCGCAGCCACAGCAGUCCCAUCCCCAAGUCCAGCAGCCCCAGCAGUCCCCGCAGCCGCCACCGCCAGCGUACCCCCCAGUGAACAACAACACCAACAACCAGAGUCUCGGUGUGCCAGUCCCCACGACCGAGCCCCCAAGCUACGCCACAACGAUGCAAGCACUCGCUGCCCAACGCAGCAUGCACCACCCCCUGCCGCCACCGCCCUACGGCACCCCAACCGAGGACAUCACCACGGAAGGUGCCAACGCCCCCAGGUCGUCCCCAGUCGCUCACCAUCCCCCACUGCAGAGGAAGUACUCCCCAGUGGAGAGUUGUCAGCAGCACCCUGAGCAGUCCCCCCCACUGCCCCCAACAGCCUCGUCCUCAGUCGCCAACAGAAACCCCAGUAGUCAUCCUCCCUCAGACAGUGGCGCCAAAGGACCCUACAAAAUAAAACACCAGUCCCCCAUUCCCGAGAGAAAGCACAUGAGCAAGGAGAAGGAGGAGGAGAGACGAGACUGCAAAGUCAGGAAUUAUUCCCCUCAGGCAUUCAAAUUCUUCAUGGAGCAGCACGUCGAGAAUGUCCUCAAGUCCCACAAGCAGAGGCUCUACAGGCGACUCCAGCUGGAAACGGAAAUGGCGAAAAUUGGUCUCAGUGCUGAGGCGCAGUGCCAGAUGAGGAAGAUGCUGUCCCAGAAGGAGUCCAACUACAUCAGGCUCAAGAGGGCGAAAAUGGACAAGACAAUGUUCACAAAGAUCAAGGUGAUCGGGGUCGGGGCCUUUGGGGAGGUGACACUCGUCCGAAAACUCGACACCAAGAACCAGUUUUACGCGAUGAAGACCCUCAGGAAGGCCGAUGUUCUCAACAGAAAUCAAGUGGCACAUGUCAAGGCUGAGAGGGACAUUCUGGCUGAGGCUGAUAAUGAAUGGGUUGUCAAGCUUUAUUACUCGUUUCAGGAUAAGGACAAUCUUUAUUUCGUCAUGGAUUAUAUUCCUGGGGGUGAUCUUAUGUCGUUGCUCAUCAAGUUCAUGAUCUUUAAUGAACCACUUGCCAGGUUUUACAUCGCUGAACUCACUUGUGCUGUGGAGAGUGUUCAUAAGAUGGGAUUUAUUCAUAGGGAUAUUAAACCUGAUAAUAUUCUUAUUGAUCGGGAUGGACAUAUCAAACUUACGGAUUUUGGACUGUGCACGGGAUUCAGGUGGACACAUAAUUCGAAGUAUUAUCAGCAGAAUGGCCACAAUAAGCAGGAUUCAAUGGACCCGGCUGACGACUGGAACAACGAGUGUCGUUGCAUCCAACUGAAACCCCUAGAGAGAAGACGGCACAGAGAGCACCAGAGGUGUCUCGCCCACUCCCUCGUUGGAACGCCGAAUUACAUUGCUCCUGAGGUCCUCCUGCGCACUGGGUACACCCAGCUGUGUGACUGGUGGAGUGUCGGGGUGAUUCUCUACGAAAUGCUCGUAGGAUCGCCUCCAUUUUAUGCCAAUACACCGGCAGAGACUCAGUACAAGGUCAUCAAUUGGGAGACGACUCUCCACAUCCCGAAGCAAGCGAACCUCUCUCCAGACAGCAUGGACCUGAUCCUGAAGUUGUGCACGAAUGCCGACAGGCGAUUGGGAAAAAACGCUGACGAAGUGAAGAACCAUCCCUUCUUCGGUAGCAUAGACUUCGACAAGGGUCUGCGUCGACAAGUUGCCCCUUACAUACCCCGCAUCCAGGACCCCACAGACACCAGCAAUUUCGACCCAGUGGAUCCUGACAAAUUGAGAAAUUCCGAGGCCUCUGACUCCGACAAAUCCGGUGAAUUGCUCGACAAUGGAAAGCCCUUUCACGGUUUCUUUGAAUUCACAUUCAGGCGAUUUUUCGAUGACGGGGGAGGCCCGGCAUAUCCUAGUCGAAUUAGUCUUGACGAUAAUGACAAUCAGGGACCGGUCUAUGUAUGACAUUAGGCCAUGUCCGGGCAAGGCCCAACUACGAGCUCAUAGCUAUGACCGCUUUCACUCUCUCGUAUUUUCCAUUCUUUCUAGAUUCUUUUCUGUCGUGCAUCUUAUUUAAUUUCGUGCGUUUUUGGGAAGAAAAGUCAGUUUUGAGGGCGAUGGUUUUACGGUAAUGCCAGUGGUUUCUAGGAGUUUGAGAGGGCAGUUUGUGUGGGGAUAUGAUUCUUUUUUUGAUUUUUUAGACAGUCAUUUGGGGGCAGGUGCACUGGUGGAAAGCUAUUCCUGAAAUUUCAAGGAUAGAGUUUUGAAGCUUUCAAUAAUGAAUGUUUACAUGAAAUUUAGGGAUUUUGGAUAGUGAUAAAUUAAUUACUGGAAGUUCCAAUGAAAUUGAAGUUUCCAGGUACAUAGGAGCAAUUCUAUUGAAUUUGAAAUGUGAAUAACAAAUUACAUGAGCUUUUGAAUCGUAAAUUUAAUUCAAAUUCCUUGAAUUUCAGGGGAAUUCUGACAGUUCGGACGUUUUUUGAAAAAAAAAAAAGAUGGAAAUUUUGGCUAGGGGGGACAUUGUGAUAAUUGUGAGUUUGAGAGUUCAGUUAAUGCGCAGAUAUCAAUCUUUUUUGGAUUUUUUUAUUUAGUUAUUUGUGGAGCAGUUGUGCUGUUGAAAAGUUAUUUCUGAAAUUUCAAGGAAAAAAUUUGAAAAUGUUCAAUUGUGAAUUUUUGAAUAAAAUUUGGGGACGUGCUGGUAGGGAUGAAUCAGUUAAUUACUGAAAGUUGCAAUGAAAUUGCAAUUUUCAGGUGCAUGGGACAAUGAAAAUGACUGACAAUUGUGGAAAAUCUAUUUUUUUUAAUUUUCCACAUGAAUAACGAAUUACAUGAACCUUUAAGUCAUAAAUUCAGUUCAAAUUCACGGCAUUGAAAAUGCAAAUUCAAUUAUAACUUGAAUUUCAAGAGAACUCUGACAGUGUGAAUCUACCACAAAAAUAUAAUCUCCAAAAUUCUUCGUUUCAAUUACAAAAAAUGUGAAUAUUCCACUCACAAAAUUCACAAACCUCGAGCAAUCCCCCCGAAAGAAAUCCCCCCACACGAUGAAUAUGGGAACGAGAAAAUAGAAGAAGUACUGUGAUAUUGCCAAUAAUUAGAAUAAUGUGGCUUACGAAAGAAGAAAAAGAAACUCCCGGUUCGUUAUUUGAAUCAUAUCAUUACCUCCAGCAUCAAACGACGAAACACCAACUCGUUGACUAAUCGAUUUAUUCCCGAAUCUAUCGACUAGUCACCAGAAGACAAAAAUCUCUCUCACAACUGUAUUGUUACUAUUUUUCGAGUGAAUGUAAUGUGUUCAGUAAUGGGAUGUUUUCCCCCUGAAACACGAAGAAGCGUCACUUUCACGAGGAAUACUCCCUUCAAUAGUCUAAGUGUCAUUUACCAAUUUAUCAUGUAUACAUUCGCUGCCUCUCCCCCCCCCCUAUCUCUCACCCAACUACUUAUCCUAGAAUUAAGUAUUCUGUCCCCUAGGGCGUGCCAAGGCUGCAAUCAGAUGAAAACACGAUAGAAAAAAAAUAUAUAUAUUAAAUAAAUUAUUUGUCAUUAGGUAGAAUGGAAAAAAGUACUAGUGCUUUGCGAAAAAAAAUUGGAGUUCGUUUGGCAACGAGAUAAUAUAAAUUAUACAUAAUUUCUCCUCGAUGUGUACAAAUGUGAGAUUCAAUUAGGAAAUUACGAAUUGAUAGUGUUGCCUUUUAUCGAAGUGCCUUCAACUUUUUAAAAGUCUUUGAGGGGCCUUAAAUAUUCAUUUGAUAUUUUGCCUGAGAAAAAAAAUUUAUUUAACCGAGGUAAUUAUCGAAGACUAAUUGCAAUGUAUGUACUAUGUACAGAGUUUAUGAUCCAUAGGUGAUGUCUGAGUGUGAAUGAAGUGUAUAUUAAACGCUUGGAAUAUACCGGUGCGUGAGGGGGUGAUGAAAAUUGUGCCUUAACAAUGAUUAUUCUCUUUCUUUCGUAUUUUUUGUUCGUCUCCUCACGCAAUGCGAUACGAAUAACCGAGGAAUCGAGUCUCACGAGUCAGCAAAAAAUGUCAGUUAAUGCUCAUUAUUUUUCAUGCGAUUUUUUUAAUGUAAAUUUUUACGAGAUUCACCGAAUCAAGUCGAUGGAGUGGUUAUCCCCCCCUUUUUUAUCUUCUAUUUAAUUGCUUUAAGAUGAUUAUCGAUAUCUUCAUCAUUAUUAUGGCUUAUGGUUAUCAUUAUUAGUAAUAUUAUUAUUUUGUUUUAUUUUUCAUUGAUCAAUGCGUACCAAAGGACUCUGCAAUGAUCGAAUGUGCAUUUUUAUUUUGGUGUUGAGGGGCAUAAAGGAUGAAGAACAAAGUUAAGGAGUAGGUGCGUUGGCAGUGUUUAAUUCGAGGGAAUGUUUUUUUUUACUGCAAUUUAUUGUGGAGGAAUCAUUGAAACUUUUGUUUAUCUAGUCCAGAAAAAAAAUAAUGGAACAAAUAUAUUGGGUGGGUUUAGGGUCGAGAGUCGGGUAAAUUGUGAGGAGUAAAUUAUUAAUGGGGGAGUGAAGCAAUCCGUAUACCUUCAACACCUGAAUUAAGAUAACAGAAAUGGUAAUUUCAUCAGUUUCACAGCUCAGUUUAUCGUGUGACAUCAGCAAACUGUUCAACAUAAUCAUUUUUUUUUUCAUAGACACUACAAGAGAAGUAAACUCUGUUUAAAGGAAAUAACUGUUGACGAGAAGGGAAAGCCUCAUUGUAACGAAGGCAGAUCUGUUUAGUUUUAUGUUUCCUCCCUCGUAUUCCCCCCUCCCCCUUUCUUUUUAAGAGAAACACUUGUAAAUUUUAUAUUUAAUUUUAAUACCCUUCAUCCCGUACCAGUUUUAUGUUAUUUUAUCUUGGGCCUCGAUUUAUUUUUCCCAUGAGUUGAAAUUUAUUCCCCCCCCCCCCCAUUUGUAAUUAUGUUUGCAAAAUACAGAAUCAUCAUGAUAAUGGUUAGUUUUUAUUUAAGGUAUAAUAUAUUAUGGAAACAAAACUUAUGUACAUAUAUUCGAGUGUGUGUUCUAAAUUAAAAAUAUUCUUUAAUGCUU
Messenger RNA from Diachasma alloeum, 7130 nucleotides. It is a transcript of the gene wts, whose product is annotated as serine/threonine-protein kinase Warts. Gene Ontology annotation, biological process: regulation of organ growth; hippo signaling; G1/S transition of mitotic cell cycle. The record is from RefSeq and is a predicted model, not a curated record. The coding region runs from base 753 to 4076 and encodes 1107 amino acids. Lineage: Eukaryota; Metazoa; Arthropoda; Insecta; Hymenoptera; Braconidae. The transcript has 5 exons. Gene Ontology annotation, molecular function: protein binding; ATP binding; protein serine/threonine kinase activity.